Oikopleura dioica is the source of this 1488-nucleotide messenger RNA. Lineage: Eukaryota; Metazoa; Chordata; Appendicularia; Copelata; Oikopleuridae. The record is from the annotation of a GenBank genome assembly.
AUGAGCGAUCCGUUUUCGGGAGUUUAUGAUGCCUGUCAUUCGGGAGGAGAUACACCACAGACGCCGUUAAGACCUGUUCCAAGACUUGUUCUCCCGGAUGGUGGUACCGGAGAAGGCUCAUCACCCGCCUGUUCGGACAGAUCGGAUAUGUCCUCGAGAAGUGAUACGAAAUUGCCGAAAUUGAAUCCAAAUUGGACCAAUACGCCUACAAUUGUUGCACUUGUGGGCCUUCCGGCUCGCGGAAAAACGUACAUCGGAAAUCGUUUGUCGAGGUACUUGAACUGGGUCGGAACAAAUUGCCGCGUGUUCAAUGUCGGAAGUUACCGACGCAAGGAUUCAACAGUUAUGCACACCUCCAACUUCUUCGACAACAAUAACAAAGCAGCGAUGGAGUUGCGACUGAAGUGGCGAAAAGCAGCACUUAAAGAUAUCCAACGGUGGUUCCAUGAAGACGAUGGCCAAGUGGCUAUUUACGACGCUACAAAUGUGGAAAGAUCAGCGAGACAGUUUCUUUGGGAGUUUGCGGAGAAACAUGGAUUCAAAUUAUUCUUCAUCGAGAGCGAAUGUAAUGACCCGGAAGUCGUCAAUAAUACGGUACGAGAGGUGAAACUUCACGGCCCUGACUAUAUCAGUGUGGAUAAAGACAAAGCCGAGAAAGAUUUCAACGAACGAAUCAGGAAAUACACGGAGGUCUAUCAGCCGAUGAAUAGAGACGAUGAUGGACAUUGCUCUUUCAUCAAGCUUAUUGAUGUUGGAAAAAGUUAUAUCGUCCAUAAUGUUUCUGGUCAUAUUCAAAGCAGAAUGGUUUAUUUCUUAAUGAAUUUACGAGUUCGUCAGAGAUCGAUUUACUUGUGUCGUCAUGGAGAGUCGGAGAUGAAUGUUUCUGGUAGAAUCGGUGGCGAUUCAAACUUAUCCUCAAGAGGUCGUCAAUUCGCACAAAAUCUUGGGGACUACAUAGAAGGCAUUCGAAAAGAAAUUCCUGGGCGAUUCCAUGUGUGGACAUCGGGACUUAAACGAACGCAAGAAACUGCGACGAUUGCUGAUCUUCACUUUGAACCCUGGAAAGCACUGAAUGAGAUAGAUGCAGGAGUGUGCGAGGGACUGACAUAUACGGAGAUCAAAGAAAAAUAUCCAAACGAAUACAAUAUGCGACAGAACAACAAAUACUACUACCGCUAUCCGAUGGGAGAAUCAUACUAUGAUCUUGUCGUUCGUCUUGAACCUGUGAUAAUGGAGCUUGAGCGUUCCGACAGCACUUUCGUCGUGUGUCACCAAGCAGUUGUUCGCUGUCUCAUGGCGUAUUUUCAGAAUCUUCCAGUCGAUACGCUUCCUUUCCUGAAAGUACCACUGCAUACUGUGAUUAAAAUGACUCAACACGCGCAUUCAUGCGACGUCGAACUUAUCCCUCUUGGUCCAGAAGGUGUUGAUACCCAUCAGCCAAUGACUCCUUGCAGCCACAUAUCUUCAAUCGACAACAACGAAAAAUGA